Seriola aureovittata is the source of this 13638-nucleotide messenger RNA. It is a transcript of the gene unc13c, whose product is annotated as protein unc-13 homolog C. The record is from RefSeq and is a predicted model, not a curated record. Gene Ontology annotation, molecular function: phospholipid binding; calcium ion binding; syntaxin-1 binding. Gene Ontology annotation, biological process: dense core granule priming; neuromuscular junction development; synaptic vesicle priming. Gene Ontology annotation, cellular component: neuromuscular junction; presynaptic active zone cytoplasmic component; terminal bouton. Lineage: Eukaryota; Metazoa; Chordata; Actinopteri; Carangiformes; Carangidae. The coding region runs from base 733 to 8442 and encodes 2569 amino acids. The transcript is spliced from 33 exons.
CAUCCUCCAGCCGGGUAGCAGAGUCUCAGUUCAGGCAGCCGCAGCGCUGUCUGCCUCCCCAUCAACACCACCACGCGUCCGCAUCCCAUUUUGGACUAGACACCCCGUGCUGUGAGGCCGUGACACUGUCUACGAGCAGUGGGUGUGUGACUGUGCGCGCGCGCGCAUGUGUGUGUGUGUCAAUCGUGGGGCAAAUAAAACCCAGAAGCUUGCGGCAAUAAAAAGGCAGCAUCCUCGGUCUUCCUCCCCACAACGCGAACACGGGAGCGCAGCAGAGACGUGAGAGAAGGGGGCACAGAAGGUGGCAUGGAGGAGAGGUGUGUGCGUGUUUCUUCGCGGAGGCAGGGCUGUGGGAUGUGGUGUCUGACGGACGCGGGGAGAUGCUCUGAGCUCUGGUAUUAGCAGGCAGCUGCGCACCGAGCUACUCUCUCCCCUCCCUCCCUGCCCUCCCCAGCAUCGCUGGUCUCCUCGCACCGACCAUUCGCUGAAACCGGGGAAUCGGUUCCACACGGCUCGCUGUGCUCACUACCGCUGGCGUCCUGCACAGGGAUUUGACACAACCAGAGAGAUGAUCCUUUUCUGGAGGAAGACCACUGGAUUUAAAAGUAUUAGUGCAUCUCUGAGUGGACUGUGGUUUUAGUGAUUGUGAGCUGGGCUCUCACUGUCAAGCACAGGUUGAUUGUGCUUGGCUCACCACCGCUGUAUAAAAAACAGUCCACAGGAUUGCCAUCCAUGGUUUCUGCCCUAAUCAAGACUAUAUCAUCCUACAUUGAAAAGAUUUGCAAAGGAAUGUUUACAAAGAAAUUGGCAAACCCAAUAAAGAAGAAAGAGAGAAGCGAAAAUAAAGAGCCUAAAUUGACCACUGAUUUGCAAGCACACAAUCUAACCCUCUCUACUACACUGAAGACUACAGUGAAAAAGAUAUCCAAAUGCUCUUCGGCACGUAACAUAUCGCUUGAAGAAGACGACGGAAAGAACGACUGCUCAUCCCUGUCACCCACUUUCAGUUAUCGUGUAGCUAUAGCAAAUGGAAUCCCAAAAAACUCUCUUUUUUUGAAUAAUAAUGAAAGCAUCUUUCCUGAGGUUCUUUCGAUUGAUAGUAGUUACUCUGACUCUUUGAGUGAGACAAAACCUAUCCGGAGACUGGAUGAGCAUAAAUCACACACUAUGCCUGUAAGACGAAACAGGAAGAGCCUCAUUAGUUUGGCUCCCUCUGAUGGCAGUUCUGAGGGUGAACGAGUGGAGCGCUCCAGUCUACACACACUUAGACUGGGUGCCCUCCGCAAGUUAAGAAAAUGGAAAAAGAGUCAGGAAUGUGUCUCCUCAGACUCUGAGGUGAGCAACUGGAGGAAAACCCUGGGCAUCCGGAGCAAAUCCUUGGACCGUGCUGGACGGCAGCAAAAGAGUUCAACACUGGAGCCUGGUUCCUCCUCCACAGGUUGCAUUAGUCAGACCCAGGAUGUUAUGGAGAUGAUCUUUAAAGAGCUUCAAGGGAUCAGCCAGAUAGAGACAGAACUGUCUGAGCUACGUGGCCAUGUCAAUGCCCUAAAAAGCUCCAUUGAUGAGAUCUCCAGUAGUGUGGAAGUAGUUCAGAGUGAGAUUGAGCAGCUUCGCUCAGGAUUUGUCCAGUCUAGAAGGGAAACACGUGAUAUCCAUGACUACAUAAAACAAAUUAGCCACCAGGCCAAUAAUUCAACCUUGCGGUUCCUCAAUGUUCCUGAAGAAAGGGCAGAGAAAACAGAGAGUGUAAUAUAUAAAAUACUAAAAGACAAAAUGGGUUUCAUCGAUGCCCAUAAAACAAUAAAAAUUGAGCUUGCUCAUAGGUUAGGGCAACAAAGAGAAUGUUCUAAUGCAAAACCUCGCCCUAUUAUUGUCAUUUUUGCAACCACCCAAGAUAGGGAUUUAGUCUUGAAAAAAUGCUAUAAACUUAAAGGAACAGGCAUUACAGUCUCUACUGAUAGCUUAACUCAUGAUGGAAAGGAGAGAAAAGACAAAACAAUGUCUUCCUCACAAACCUAUGAAAGCAUGGAUUUAAAGGUCUCAGGAAAGGAUAAAGUAGUGGAGAGUGAUGACUGGGACUCAAUGGACAGUGAUAAAGAAUUGGAUGAAUUAAGCAGAAAUAAAUAUGCAAUGGUGAUUUCAAAGCCUGUUCACAAGAGUAAAUCAGAGAAGAGGCGAUCUCAUGACCAUAGCCGGUCAGGAGAAGAAGCAGGCUACUCAGGCGCAGUUCACUAUGCUGAUGACUCUUACUAUGACCCAGACAAGCAUGCCAAGGCUUACUACUCUGAUUUGACCCCUGGUUGGCUUUCCCAGAGUGACUAUUCCACCCCUAAACUCAGCCGCUCUGAGUCUGACUGCUCAAAACUUUGCCAGUCAUACUCAGAAGACUUUUCAGAGAGCCAGUACUUUACACGGGCUAAUGGCUGCUCCCUGCUGUCCUCCUCAGAUCAGGAGCUGUGGCAGAGAAAACAAGAAGACAUGGCCUCCUCCUGGUAUGCUAGCCCCAGUCACCCACUCAGCAGUGAAAAUCAAACCUUUGAACACAAUGAGGUUGAGACAACAGAAACUAUUGACAGUGGGGUGAGCAAUGGACUUGUCUGCAUGUCCGGGGACAGAAGCCACUACAGUGGCUCCCAGCUCUCUCUUCAAGGUGAUCUAUCACCCUGGAAAGACUGGCAUCAUCUGGAGCAGGGUGCUGACUCUGGUUUGGAAGCCUCCAUAGAGGUCAGCAGUCCCUUUGACCCAUCAACCAUCCCUGGUUUUCCAGAGAACAUCACAAAAUGUCAGGAGGUUGAUUUACAAUUUGAAGGAGAUGAAGAAUUCAUGAUGCUCGACAGAGAAUCUUCUCUGCCACCUAUAACCACCCACAUCAUUCCUCCCAUCACAGAGCGAGAGUCUGUUAUCAAGACAUCCACUCGGCAGUCCAAAGAGGGAUGUAAGGUGACCACAAAAGAAGGCACGAAAGUAUUGUCUAAAGAUGCCCCUAAAGCUGCUGCUAAGGUGACACAUAAACAAACUAAAUUGGCUCCUAAAGAAGAAACCACCAAAAUAUUGCCAAAGGAAAGUCCCAAGGUAACUGCUAAGGUUUCACCUAAAGUGACACCUAAAGCAGCUCUGAAAGAGUCACCUAAAGAUUCACCUAAAGAGAUUCAGAAAUCAGCAGCUAAAGAAACCGCUCAAGCCCUCCCUAAAGACAGUCCUAAACUAACAUCUAAAGACACCACAAAGCCCAUCCUUAAAGAGGUAUCUAAAGUGACAUCUAAGGUAACUUCUAGUGAGGCUGCAAAAGUAGCUCCUAAAGUGGCCCCAAAAGAUAGCCCGAUAAUGACUCCUAAAGAAAGUCCUAAAGAGUCACCUAAAGACAGCCCCAAAAUAACUCCAAUUGAGAGCCCUGCCUCAACCCCUAAAGAAUCACCCAAAGACUCUCCUAAAGAGUCCCCUAAAGUCAUUGCUAAAGAGCCACCACAAGUUGCAUCUAAAGAAGGUCUGAGGGUUGCUGCUAAAGAGGCUCCCAAAGAAGCUGCAAAACUACCCCCAAAAGAGGCCCCAAAAGAGAUGCCGAAAGUAGUAUCUAAGGAGACUAAAGUACCCACUAAAGAAGUUUCUAAAACUCCACCUAAAGAACCUCCGAAGGUAGCCCCUAAAGAGAGUCCUAAGGUGCCCCCAAAAGACUCUCCUAAAGCAGCCACGACAGAAACUCCUAAAGUAGCAGCUAAAGUAGCCUCUAAAGACACCCCUAAGGAAACCCCCAAAGUAGAAAAAUUCCCUGAAUUGGAUGUCAAUCACAGCUUUCACCAGCCCCAGGGUAAGUCUGCAACUAUGUACCGCAGUCAGAGUGAGAUUCGAACAGAGAAGGUUGAGGAGGUUCCUAAGUCUUGGAGCAGCAGGCUCAGCAUAGAUCUCAGUGAGAAGUCCUUUGGAUUUGGUUUUGGCUCUACACUGCAGAGGGCUAAGUCAGCUCUGGAGGUUGUUUGGAAGUCUGGCUCUCAGACUACCCCUGCUCCUCCUGAGGAGCCCACCAACUCCUCUUCAUCAUUUAUGGGGCGCUUCCGCACCAUGUCCACCUCCACUGCAAAUAACUCUAGUACUACAAUAGACUCAGAUGCCUACACGGAGCCUGUCUUCUACAAGGCAGAGGAAGAGACAACAGGAGCAGAAGCAAAAGCUGGUGAACAACCAGUGGACAAUGAGACCCACUAUGUUGAAGUUAUGGAGCAGGUACUAGCUAACUUGGAGAACAGAACUAAUGCUAAUGAGACAGAGGAGACAGAUGAGCCUGCACAGGAGUGUGAGACUUCUCAGGACUAUGAUGUGUCUGUUGACAUUGAGGCAUCUCAAGAUAAUGCUUCUCAGGAUUUUGAGGCUUCUCAAGCUUUUGAAGCUACAGAGGACUAUGAGGCAAGUAAAGAGGCAUGUGUUCUGGAGUAUGAUUGCAGUUUGGAUGAGCAGUAUGAUGAAGAGUACAGUGAGGAUUAUGAAACCCAGCUCACCGAGGACACUGCUGAAUAUGACGCAAUGGUGGAGUAUGUAGAUGUAGAAGAACCGGAUGAGACUGAGGACAAUGAUGUGACAGAGGAGAUGGAAGAGGGUGAUGAGGAGUUAGAGGAGAUAGAUGAGAUAAUAGAAGAGGCCGUGGAGGUGUCUGAAAAAGUGGAGCAACAGCAGGAGGAUGAAAACAAAAAUGUUCCUGAGGAGAAGCCCACAGAGGCCCCACCCAAGAAGCGUGUUCGACCCACAUUCAAAGAAGCAGCACUCAGGGCCUACAGGAAACAGAUGGCUGAACUGGAGCAGCAAAUCCUGGCAGGGGACACCAGUGCUUUGGAUUCUCAGGCUCGCAGUCUUUUGGAUCCCAAAGUGCUGGGCUUGCAGUCUGGAGGGGCUGGCAGUAUUCUUUAUGGUAUUGACAGCAUGCCAGAUUUACGCCGCAAGAGGACAGUGCCUCUUGUCCGAGACCUGGCAGGCAUCUCGUUCGCUCUGGUGAACCGGUCCACCCUGAAUAAUGAGGACCUGAAACUACACGUCUUCAAGAAGACUCUCCAGGCCUUGAUCUACCCAAUUUCAUCCACAACACCCCAUAACUUCGAGGUGUGGACAGCAACUGCACCCACCUACUGCCAUGAGUGUGAGGGGUUGCUGUGGGGCAUUGCCCGUCAGGGCAUGCGCUGCUCAGAGUGUGGUGUUAAAUGUCAUGAGAAGUGCCAGGACCUGCUCAAUGCAGAUUGUUUACAAAGGGCUGUGGAGAAGAGCUCCAAACACGGGGCGGAGGACAAGACCCAGAAUAUCAUCAUGGCUAUGAAGGAGCGCAUGAAGAUAAGGGAGAAGAACCGUCCUGAAGUGUUUGAGGUGAUCCAGGAGAUGUUCCACGUCUCCAAAGAGGACUUCACCAGCCACCUGAAGACAGCCAAGCAGGCUGUGCUCGAUGGGACCUCCAAAUGGUCCGCCAAAAUCAGCAUCACAGUCAUGAGUGCACAGGGCUUACAGGCCAAGGAUAAAACUGGCUCCAGCGAUCCUUACGUAACCGUCCAGGUGGGAAAGACCAAACGCAGGACGAAGACCAUCUUUGGCAACCUCAACCCAGUCUGGGAUGAGAAAUUCAACUUUGAAUGUCACAAUGCCACUGACCGCAUCAAGGUGCGUGUGUGGGAUGAAGACGAUGACAUCAAAUCACGGGUGAAGCAGCACUUCAAGCGUGAGUCAGAUGAUUUCCUGGGCCAGACCAUCAUCGAGGUCCGCACUCUCAGCGGAGAGAUGGAUGUUUGGUACAAUCUAGAUAAGAGGACAGACAAGUCUGCUGUAUCUGGUGCCAUUAGACUCAAGAUCAGCGUGGAGAUGAAAGGGGAGGAGAACGUGGUCCCUCCCCACGGCCAGUAUACCUGUUUACAUGAGAACCUGUUCCACUGCCUGACCGAGGUGAAGAACAACGGGGUAGUGAAGAUCCCGCAGGUGAAAGGGGACGAGGCGUGGAAGGUCUACUUUGACGACGUGUCUCAGGAGAUAGUGGAUGAGUUCGCCAUGAGAUACGGAGUGGAGUCCAUCUAUCAGGCUAUGACGCAUUUCUCCUGUCUGUCCGCCAAGUACAUGUGUCCUGGUGUGCCAGCAGUGAUGAGUAACCUGCUCGCCAAUAUCAAUGCCUACUUCGCCCACACAACCACCACCACCACAACCACUGCCUCCGCUUCUGACCGAUUUGCUGCCUCUAACUUUGGAAGGGAGAAAUUCGUCAAAUUACUGGAUCAGCUGCAUAACUCGCUGAGGAUCGACCUCUCUAAAUACCGGGAUAAUUUCCCUGCAGGAAACCCAGAGCGACUCCAAGAUCUGAAGUCCACUGUUGAUCUGCUGACCAGCAUCACCUUCUUCAGGAUGAAGGUACAAGAGCUCCAGAGUCCACCCAGAGCCAGUAUGGUGGUGAAGGACUGCGUGAAGGCGUGCCUGGACUCCACGUACAAAUACAUUUUUGAUAACUGUCAUGAGCUAUACAAUCAACUCCUCGACCAGAGCCGGAAGCAGGACCUUCCCCGUGAGGAGCAGGGUCCGUCAAUAAAGAACCUGGACUUCUGGCCAAAACUCAUCACUCUCAUGGUGUCUGUAAUCGAUGAGGACCGGACGGCUUACACCCCAGUCAUAAACCAGUUUCCACAGGAGCUGAACGUGGGCAAGAUCAGCGCUGAGAUCACGUGGAGUCUCUUCGCCCUGGAUAUGAAGUAUGCAAUGGAAGAGCAUGACAAGCACCGCCUAUGCAAAAGUACUGAAUACAUGAAUCUUCACUUCAAAGUCAAAUGGUUCCAUAAUGAGUAUGUCCGUGACCUGCCAGCCUUCAAGGAUGUUCCUCCUGAAUAUUCUCUGUGGUUUGAGCCAUUUGUCAUUCAGUGGCUUGAUGAGAACGAGGACGUUGCCAUGGAUUUCCUGAAUGGAGCACUGGAAAGGGACAAGAAAGAUGGAUUUCAGCAAACCUCGGAGCACGCCCUCUUUUCUUGUUCGGUGGUGGAUGUGUUCACUCAACUAAACCAGAGUUUUGAGAUUAUCAAGAAGCUGGAGUGUCCGAACCCACAGGCUCUGGCUCACUUCAUGUGCCGAUUUGCAAAGACUAUCAAUAAAGUUCUUCUGCAAUAUGCUGCGAUCGUAACCAAGGACUUUCCUUUGCAUUUGAGUAAGGAGAAUGUGCCCUGUAUCCUCCUCAACAAUAUUCAGCAGCUCCGUGUUCAGCUGGAGAAGAUGUUUGAGUCCAUGGGAGGCAAACAGGAGGAGGGGGUUGUGUCCUUCUGUAAGCUGGAUGCAGAGGCAAGUGAUCUGCUAAAGGAGCUGCAGAAUAAACUCAACACGGUGCUGGAUGAACUCAGUGGAGUGUUUGGCUCCAGUUUCAAACCUGUGAUCGAGGACUGCGUGAAGCAGAUGAACCAAGAGCUGGUCCAGAUGAAAGGUGUGGCCAAAGGGAGCAACGCUGCCAUGGAUGCAGAGACUGUCCUCCGGCCUCUUAUGGACCUUCUGGAUAAAAAUUUGAUGUUAUUUGCCAAGAUUUGUGAGAAGACAGUGCUGAAACGAGUCCUCAAAGAGCUAUGGAAAAUUGUGCUGAACACCAUCGAGAGAACAAUUGUUCUGCCUCCACUGAGUGACCAGAGUGGCGCUCAGAUGAUCUUCAGUGCUGCCAAGGACUUGGGACAGCUGUCCAAACUGAAGGAGCAUGUAAUUCGAGAAGAAGCCAGAAGUCUGACUCCACGCCAGUGUGCAGCCAUGGACCUUGUGCUUCCCACCAUCAAGCAAUACUUCCAUGCUGGAGGAAACGGGCUGAAGAAAACCUUCCUCGAAAAGAGCCCCGAUAUGAAGUCCCUCAAAUAUGCUCUCAGCCUUUACACUCAACCUACAGAUGCCUUGAUCAAGAAAUAUAUAUGCACCCAAACCUCUCAAGGUCAGUCAUCCAACGGAUCGGUGGGGGAGGUGUCGAUGCAAGUGAAUCUCAUCUCUCACCCUGGCACUGGAGAGCACAAAGUCAGCGUGAAGGUGAUCGCUGUGAACAACCUCAUCUGGCAGACCAAUGCCAUGUUCCGUCCGUUUGUAGAGGUCAACGCCGUGGGACCGCACCUGGCUGACAAGAAGCGCAAAUUCAGCACCAAGACCAAGAAUAACAAUUGGUCACCAAAGUACAAUGAAACAUUCCAGUAUGUUCUGAGUAAUGAACAUGGUCCAGAGGCCUACGAGCUGCAUGUUUCAGUAAAGGACUACUGCUUUGCCCGAGAGGACCGCAUCAUCGGCAUGACAGUCAUCCAGCUCCGGGAGCUGGUGGACAAGGGCAGCUGCUCCGCCUGCUACCCCCUGGUGAAAAGCAUCUCCAUGGACGAAACGGGCCUCACCAUCAUGAGGAUACUCUCUCAAAGGACCAACGACGAGGUGGCCAAAGAGUUUGUGCGUCUCAAGACAGACACACGCUCGACAGAGGAAGUGUCGUAAUGUGCAGCAAAAAAUAAAUGCAGUAUUAACAGAGUUGUGUUGUCUUAAGUGAGCGACAGAGAGAAAGAGAAGGAGGAGAAGGAGAAAGAGAAAGAGCAGUAGCAACAGUUGUUCUUUCGGGAGAGAGGCUGGAAACAGCCUGAGAUUGUCCAAAGAGAAGCAGAGGAGGCCCAAAUGUGGCAAGGCAGUGCGAGAGAGGGAGAGAGAGUUGUGUUUGUUUGUUUGUUUUUGUGCAUGUGCGUAAAACAUCUGUUGGAAUGUUCAUUUUAAAACUACAGUAUGUACAAGUGUUUACUUACCGUAUGCUUACUAUUAAGUACUAUAUUCUACAAGUUAUGUUAACGAGACAUGAAAUACCUUUUGUACAACAUUUAGUCUUUUUGAACAGAGAUUUGUUCCAAUAAAGUGCCAAACCAGUGAAAAAAAAGAACAAAACCAACGUAUAUGAAUUAUGGUGAACUUAGUAUGUUUGAAAUUUGCUCGAUUAAUUUGUCCGGUGUAAGUCAUUUUCUGACCGUGUGGCGUUUUGAUUGUUGCAAAGUCUUUCAUUUUGCACCCUCGUUUUUCGGCUUCACGUUCUUCCACACAGCACUGUUGUGCAUGUCCUCUUCUCGGUCAUGUCUCUCCCAUGAUUCCACAGUGACCACCGAGCAGGGUCCUGUCCCCUUGCCUUCAAACUGUUUGUAUUUUAAGUCGACCUGAAAAUAGACCAUGUUUUUUUAAAUGGCGAUGACUGCUAUGUAAACCUUCAUAGGUGUUUGUAAUUUUAUAACCAUGACAACAAUGACGACAGCCUCCAGUCCUAACAGUCUUAGCAGAAAGGAUGGAAACGUUUUCUUUUUCUUUGGCUUUUUGUUCUUAGUUUUCAGCCAUCGGCUUCCAGCCUUUCUGAAUGACCACUGUGAACAUGAGCUUUGGAAGGCAAGCUUACAUGACAUUGCUGACAGUUUGAUAUUAUUGUUUCAUAUUUUUCCGAUAACUUUGUUCCUGAUAAACUGCCAAAGUUAUAUAAAAUAUUUGUACAAAAGCAAUCCAUUACAUGUAUGAAGAUAUAUAUGUACAUGUGAUCUAUUACUUUUUCAAUGCUUACUAUUUGAUUGUUGAUAGGGUGGUACUAAGAUUUUAUUUUUUUUAUUUCCUGUGAAGCUGUUAACCAAUAUGAAAGUUGCACAUGUUACUUUACACAUUAGUUAUAUCAGCUUCUGUCAUUGGAAUUAUUUUUCUUCAUAAAGGAAAGAGUCUAACAUUUGGUAAAUAUGCAACAUUCCUAUGUAUUGCACUGAUGGCGAAUUGUAUGUCAUGUAAAUAUAUUUAGUGAGAUAUUGUACAAAAGUCUACUUUUCUUCAAUGUGCAUAAAGUAUGUGCAAAUGUGUUAAGACAUCGGGGUCAUUUUGAACAACUGUCCAGUAAGCUUCCCUUUAACACCAGAACGCAAAUAUUUAUCAUUUCUGAGGAUUUCUAUAUUUUAAGCAUCAAGUUCAAGUGAAAUAAUUGGAACUAUUCUGUCAAGUAAUAUUCAUACAAACUUGUUGCACUUUCGUUUUUUGCAUUUUGUGUUAAGAUAUAAUAUAUAUUAAAAAAAAUCAAAAGAAAUCAUCUAAGUUGGGGAACAGUUUGACAAAAUCUGCAUGCAGGUCUGUCGUGUUUAAUCUGAAAUAGUCUUAGUUGGGGUAAAGGAGUUGUAUACAUUAUGACAAAUGUGGUCCGUGUGUGUCCAAAGAAAAAAGAAGCUACAUUCAAUGUGAAAAUUUGUUUUAUUAGAUUGCAGAUCUGUUUGCUCCCAUGGUGCAUAUUUAGGGUAGUGACUAAUACAGGCACCAGAAACUGGAUAUAUUGAAAUAGUACUCCAACACUUUAGCAUGGUACUUCUAUAACACUGUCAGACUCGUCAUGGACAAUUUAUUUUUCUUUUUUAAAAAAAAAAAAAAAAAAAAAGCAAAAUUGAUGUUAUAAAUAUUGUCUUUUUUUCCCUGCAUUCUUCUUCCUUGUCAAAAACCUGUGGCCUUCAUUACCUACAAUGCAACUCGAGUGUCAACAGUUUGGUCAUUCAGGUCUGGUAUUAUUGUAGCGGCUAAAAUAUCCUCCAGUCGCUAACCAGAGGUGGAGAUGAAGUGCUACAGAGGUCUGAUAAACUCACUCCACAACACCAGACUAAUUUUUUUUUCUUUUUUUUUUUUUUUCAAACUUGUUAAUGGUUAGAUGAGAUAUGCCAUUUGAUCUAGUUUAUCAGACUUGGCACAGCUCCCUCUGGAGCCACAGAAGUCUUUAUACAACUUUUCCCAUGUGCAGUAGAACUCCUCAAGACCUGUAAACAGACUUUGAUGGGUUUGAUGCACUUUCCCUUUAAGUGUUACAAACAUCCCAGAAUCCACCAUCAAGCACAUUUUGCACCAUUAAUCAAAUAUUUUACUUUUGUCAAUGUUCUUUCAAUAGGACCAAUUCACUGACCAAUUGUCGAUACUGUAUGUGAGGUUGAACCUGAACACACACAGCCUCAAAAACAACCUUAUUCUAGACUCGCGCUAAAGAGCAUCAUGGUGUUUUAACAUUUAAAGAAUAUCCCUAAAAUUAAAGAAUCAUGGCAGGAUUUUCUGACUGAAAUGAAUGGUAGUGGGUUUCAGAGUGAGCAAUUUCCUCCCCACCUACUGAACAGAAUCUUCCUUGUGGUGUCUGCGCAUGGCAACUUAGCUGCAGAUAUCUGAGACAUUUUUGUCUUUUGAUGCUUAUUCUUUGAAAAACACCUACAGGUACUCCCACAAGAUACUGUAAUGCUUUUGCACUAAACAUGAAGGCUUUGUCAAAGUUUCUCUUUUUUAUGAUUUCAUGGUGUCUGAGAUGAGUGUUUUCAGUUCAGUUAUGCUCUACUUACCGUCAGUUGAUUCGACACCCACAGGAAGAGAUGCACCUCUAUGGCAGGAAAUACUCCAUAAAAACAUGUUACCUGGCAAAACUUUAAUGCCACUUUUUUAUUUAGCCAUCUGUGUUAGCUCAGAGAGCUAAUUACGGGGUAGAUGUGAAACGUAGCCUAGAGGACAACAUUGCAAAGCCCAAUUUAAUGAGUUGAAUGCAAGAAAUUUUCAUUGCAUAUCACACUACAAAAAUGAAAUAACUUGUGCUUCAGAGAUGACUGAAAGAGCUACCAUUCAUCAAAAUCUGAUUAACCUAGCCACAGGCCAUCCCUUGCUCAAAAGCCCACACAGUGUAGCUAAUCACCUGGAAACAGGAUAGAACAGGGCCAGACAAAGUAAGUCCAUUUGUCAGUGUCACCCUUUUGUCUUUUUCGUAGUCUUGUAGUCCAGUUGUAUUGUAAAGGAGUGAGGGACAGAAAGAAAAUGAGAGAUAUCAAGAGGUCGACAUAAAAGAACAAGUGGCAGAGAAAAAUGAAGAUAUGGAGAAACUUUAGAAUAAGGUAAAGACAUACAGACAGUAAGGAAGUUUAAAUGAGAGGACACAUGGGAGAUAUCUUUAGUCCUGAGAUAAACUGCUUUUUGAGAUGAAUGAAAUUCUUUCACACAGAAGUGAUGACACUGGUUACAUUCAACAAGUAGCAUGUUUCCGCACAGGGAUUUUAUUACUAUUUGUUCAUGAUACAUUUGUGGCAUUUAUAUGAGUUGUGUGUAUUUCAGCUAGUGUUUCUGCGCUGUUAAUUGUACUUUCAACAUCUUUUAAUAGACAAGAACCAAAGUGUACAGAUACCUGUAAACAGACUCUGUUCACAGCAGGCAUUCUGGCAUGUCAGCCACGAAAAAAAAAAAAACCUUAAAAACAACAAGUCUCUCUCACACACACUUUUCUACUCAUGGUAACACACCUGCAAAUGGAGUCAAACCAAUGAUUAACCAGCUUUAAGCUCAAAAACCUUACAGCAAUAGUUAAACGUUUUGUGAAAUAUGCUUUCCUUCAUGAGUAAGAGAGGAUUGAUACUGCAUUAGCUUAGCUUAGCAAAAGGCUGGAAACAAGGGAAGAUAGUCUGGCUGUGUCCAAAGGUCCUAACUAAUCUAACAGUACUGCUAAAACUUCAAAUCAAAACCCAAAGUGCAAACCCCUAGCCUGACAGAGCCAGGCCAACUUUUCUCCUGUUUGCAGCUAACCGGCAAACUAACCAUCUCCUGGCUGUAGCUUGGUUAGCAUACAGAUAAGAAAGUGGUAACACUAUUCUCAUCUAACUCAAAGUUCAGUAAGUAUAUGUCAUAAAAUGUCAAGACUAUUCUUUUAACCUCCUAAGACCCGAGCUCUAUUCUUUGCUAUAUAGGCUGAUUGGGACCUGAGAAAAAUGAUGUCCACAUAUGAGGACAUUAGUUUUAAAUUUCGAUUACUGAGUGGCAGUAUAAUAUCCUCAUAUGUGGUCACCAGGCCCUCGUUGAGAAAAAGUUAGUAUUGUGGGCUAGAGAACCCAAAAUGUGAGGUCCACAUAUGUGGACGCCAGGUCCUAGGAGGUUAAGGCAUAUUUUACAAUUUUGUUAUUUUUGAUUCAAGGACACCUUCCACCAACAACCAUACCUCAUGGGAAUUAUUUUGCAAAUCAAUAACAUUACUUGGAAAUCAACAUGAUUACAUGCACAGGUUGUAUAUGGCAAUCAAUGCCAUGACAUAUUAAAGUAGCUAAUACUUCAGCUAAUGCAACAGAUACAGUAUAAUAGAUAAUGAUGUUCCCACUUCAACUGACAAAGUGUGUAGAAUUUUUUUUAAUUUUCUGUUAUUUUCUUUUCCUUUGCCAAUUAUUCCAGUCACAUCAGCUCAUUUCCUCACCACAUAGUUAAAGAUUGUGGAAGCAGGAAGUCAAAAGAGGAAAGCAUGCCCAAAAGAGCAAAAAGUGGCAAGGGGGAGGGAAACACUGUCACUCUCACUCAUGGUUUCCCAGAAGAAAGGGGAAACAGAGAAACUAACCUGACUCAUCCUACAGUAGAGCUGCCAAGAUACAAAAUUACAUCAACCUUGACCUCUCAUUUGCAUAAUAUCAACUCCUCCAGGAUUUUUUAGUCAUCAUCUACAGAACAUUUCAAAGGACAAACUGAUGGUGGGAAAAUUCUGAUCGCUGGUAAUUUAUGGCAAGGUGACGACCACGUUGUUAAACUCAUGGUCUGAGUGUGUAUGUGUGUUUGUACACACAGGAGAAGCAGCCAACCUAGGCUGCUGAUUUCUCUUCACGAUGAUACUUUGGAUUAAUUUACUAAAAUAAAGCCUAGAUGAAUUCC